AUGGACAAAAAAUUCCAGGAAGCUCAACUGUUAUCGCAACAAUUGCAGACGGACCUCUAUAGCUCAAUCAGCCUUCGGAACGAAAUGAGCGCCGAGAUUUCUCAACAAAAAAAAUCGUUGAGUGAGCUAAUGAAUACAAAUGAAACUCUCCGCCAGGAAUUACAGAGUUUGACACUGGAGCACGAAGAAAGUCAAAUGGAUUUGCAGAAGAUGACGAAGUGCCACAUUGAAGUUUCGAUGCGUUUUGCUGAACAGCAGAAGCACAUAUUGAAACACUACAGCACCCGUCUUGACUUGCAAAUGCCAUUGAAUCCUGUUGAUAAGGAACAGCUUGACUCCAUGAAAAGGCAACUGCGGUGUGCCGAUGGAUGUGUCGAUGUUCUCCUCAAAUGUCCACAUGGGUCCGCGUAUUUCCUGAGAAAGAUCGAACAACAGCUGGAAGCAGAAUAUAGGGCAACGCUGCAGGAAAAGGACGAUCAAAUCGCAGCUUUAUUAAAGCAAAGUGGGAACCGGAGUUCCAUGAUGAAUCGUUAG
Molecule: messenger RNA, 534 nt
Organism: Talaromyces proteolyticus
Lineage: Eukaryota; Fungi; Ascomycota; Eurotiomycetes; Eurotiales; Trichocomaceae
Exons: 1
Coding region: 1-534 (177 amino acids)
Source: RefSeq, a predicted model, not a curated record